Messenger RNA from Solenopsis invicta (red fire ant), 4467 nucleotides. RefSeq names its product coiled-coil domain-containing protein R3HCC1L. Gene Ontology annotation, molecular function: nucleic acid binding. The transcript has 8 exons. Lineage: Eukaryota; Metazoa; Arthropoda; Insecta; Hymenoptera; Formicidae. The coding region runs from base 1081 to 2862 and encodes 593 amino acids. The record is from RefSeq and is a predicted model, not a curated record.
CAUUUAUUUAGCUCUAUCUUAAAGAUGUAUUAUAUUUCAGUUAAAUGCAACUUUUGAAGGUCCUGUAAGAGAUCUCGGAAAAAUUACAACUGCAUCUUGUUUUAGGUGAACAGAUCUACAAUUGAAAGGGGGUAAUGAUUCAUUUGAAUGCAUGAAACUCUGCUAAAAUCGACUUUGAAUUCGAAAUUUGGUCAUUUUUUGGAAUUAAUUGGGAUGCAUUUUUUAAGAUGUAUAUCGCAGAGCUUAAUAAAUGAUUGAAUCAUAUUUAACGACCAAAAAACGUAAAGUAUCUUAUUUAAAAAUCUGGAUUAUGUUCUGGAAGCCAUUUUCAUACAUGUAUCAAAGAAAAUCGAAAAUUGAUUUACAAAUCGUUUAUUAGCGACCUCUACAUCUUAAUAUUUUUUGACAAAAAAGUAAGGGUGUACUUUUAGUAUGAAAUGGAAGCUUUUGAGUCAAGAGGUUGAGAAAAUAUAAAAGCUUUUUUUUCUUGACAGUCUAAUGUAUACGUAGAAUGAUCUAGGUCAACCAGAAGAGUGGGCACAAACGUAUUCCUCAUGAUGAAAAAUUGAGUUGAAAAUGUUAAUAGCAAAAUAUUAUGGGGUCAAUAGCUUUUAAAUGGUGACCGUUUGAAACUCUUUAACCACAGGACGUGAUGUUUGCGCCGUUAAGUGCGACGCAACCAAGCGAUCGGCCGGGUGCUCUGAUAAAUACUGCUAAACGGCACGAACAAAUAUUACAAAGGUUCCGUGAAAUCUCUAUUAACAUCUCCUGCUGUAUUUUUGAGUUCAGUUUAAUUGACAAGAAGUAAUGUCAAUUGCAAAUUCGAUAAAACAUUAUUUAUAUGAGUAAAAAAUGUGUUUUGAAAAUGCAGCAUUUUAUUUGUAAACAAAUAAAUUAAUAAAUAAAAUCAAUAUUAAUUAAAUUAUCUAAUAAAAUAAUGUUGAAAGCAUCAGUCAACAAACUUUUCUAAAACUUUGUUACCAAAAGUUCUAUCAAAAACAAUAUUAGAAAAAAUUUACAUUUGAAAUUUGUAUUUAAUAAAUAAAUACUCUAUUCAAUAUUCCAUAUUUAGGAAAUAACAUGAACAAAAUUCCAAAUUAUAAUAUGAGAAAAAAGGAGAGGAAUACAGUGAAGAAAUUCAAAGCGCUCGUCUUUCCACCCGUCAACAAUUAUCGUCGGUACAUAAUACACCAGCUGGUACAGGAUCGUUUCUCGGAUUUGCUGCACACGUUCUCGAUAGGCCAAGGCUCGGCUAGGCGUACCAUAGUAUGCUACAAGAGUGAUUUGAAAAGAGAUUGGAACCCGAAUGUUCUUGAAUGUAAAACAAAAAUUAUAACAAGACGAAAGGAUACAACUUACGGAAUGGGUAUCGAAAAUCGACGCUCGCCUUCGACAUCUCCAGAAUCCAAACUACAGCGACAAGCCAAGUUGAUACCAUCGGUUGAGAUUUACAGACCGCCAGCAGCUAGGAGGAUUAAUAAUUCUUCACAGAUAAAUAGUAUACCGAUACAAUCGACUACAGAUUUUUCUUUGGUCAAGAAUGUACGUCAAAAACGACCUGAUCGAGCGGUUUACAUACCUAAGCAUCGCAGAAGUUUAGAAACUAAAGAUAAAAAACUGCAAAAUUUGAAAGUUUCUAAUUUGACAUUAAAUGAAGAUUCAAAUAAUUAUUCGAAACUACAGGAUAUUCAUUAUAAUGAACAAAAUGUAGACGAUAUGACUUCAAAUAAUCCAAUCGCUAAAAGUUGCGAUAUAAAAAACGAGAAUAAACAUUUCCCACGAGAGAUUUCAGAAAAUGUAAUUUCUUUUGAUUCUGAGAAAAUCUCCGGUAAUAUAGAGGAUAUAUAUAAAUUUUCGGAAGUGAAAGAAGACAUGUCAACUUUAUUUGAGAUUAAACAAAUUACCACAAGUAAUAAUCUUAAUGAAAAUAAUACUAAUUUUAAUCUAUUAAAAACAUCCGAUCAAGUUGAAAUUAAUGAUAAACAAUUGGAAAAAAUACAAGAAACUACGAAAGAAAAUCUAUCCGAACACAUCAGUUGUAACGAUGUAACUGAUCACAAAGAUAAACAACUAAUUAAACAGAAUAUAGUAUCGGAUGUUCUAAUAAUUUCUGAUACUCAAAAGAAAUCCAAACAGCCCGAACAACUUUCUUCAAUUCUUGUUACACCACCUGAAAAAAAAGUAAAAAAGAUAGAAAGGCAAAAAAGCAAACCGGCUCCACCACCUUCUCCACCGCUGAAAAUCAAUAGAGAUGAAUGCGAUUGGGAUAGUUUAUUUGAUGAUAAUGGUGAUUGUUUAGAUCCAACAUUAAUAGAAGAGCUUACCUCAGCAGUAGGUGAAGUAGUGAUAGAACAACCAAAGAACGAUUACAAGGCAUAUACCAAGCAAAUUGAAGUAUCUAGUGACGAGUUUGCACACGUUAUUGAAAUUUACAAUUUUCCUUCUGAGUUCAAAACUAGCGAUUUAGCGGCUAUCUUUAGUUCUUUUAAGAACGGUGGUUUUGAAUUGAAGUGGGUAGACGAUACUCAUUGUUUGGGAGUUUUCAGCAGUCCUCUCGUUGCUGCCGAAGUAUUAGCAUUGAAUCAUCCAUUUGUUAAAACAAGACCACUUAAUGAAGCUACCGCUUUGAGUAAAACGAAAGCUAAAAGAAGCGCAGAAUUUUUACAACCUUAUAGGAAUCGUCCCGAAACAUGCGCUGCCUUAGCUAGAAGAUUAGUUACAGGUGCAUUGGGCGUAAAACUUUCCACAGCUAGACAAGAACGAGAGCACGAAAAGAAUAUAUUACGUGAAGCGAAAGAGAAAAGACGAUUAGCCAACAAACAACGAGAGGAUGUUUGGGAAGGCAUCAUACCUACAAAGUAGCAUUAUAUAUCACUAAUAGAGGAGUAUUUAUAAGGAUUUGUACCCCAUAUUGUGUAUAUUAUACACAUUCACAUUUGUGGUUGCGUAGUUGGCAUAGCCCACUAUGACUCGCAUAAUGUUAUUCUCGCAUUAGCGUGCAUAUUUGUGCCUUAUUCAUCUAUUCUUUACAUUGAUAAAUAGAAAAUUAAACAUAAUUAAUCAUACAUUUUUCCUAAUUUAUCCACUUUGCUACAGAAAAUAUACGAUAAUUUAUUAGUCAAUAAGUUUACGAUAUAUAAAUAUUAGUUAUAGCGAUUUCGGUUGGUUUGCACCGUUGUGCCACUUAUGUAGAGCUGAUGCAAAUGUGUGUAAAGCGUACACUCACGCAGUGUUACGGUUUUAUCCAAAUUACCGACGUUACCGAUUACACCAACUGGCUUUGAUUAUUUUGUUAGAGCCACUUUGUGUACACCCAAUAUGCAUUUGUGCAGUGUAUCGAGCCCAGACGAAUACGCGGCACGGGUGAGAGACUACACUAUUUGACCAGCCGAAUACAAAAGUUGCAUAAACACCUGAAUUGUGCAAUCAGUGCGCCCCAGCCGAAAUUUAUUAGGAAAUAUUCGGUUAUUUAAUUGAAUAAAUAUUUUAUAAAAAUUGAGAUAUCAACGUUGUUACCAUUUUAUAUAUGGAUAUAUUAUUACAAAAAAAAGCAAAGAUGUGACUAACAAUGUUCAUUCCCCACACAGCAAGCUGACGUUAUUUGUCGUAGGGCGAUACAGCAGAGAGGAUCGAUAUUCCACUGUAUUGCCCACCUGAUUCGACGCUCCUUUCACAUUUAGUACAGUGAUAGUAUCGAUACUGCUGUAUUGCUCAUUCCUAAUUUGUCAUCAUUUCAACAUCAAAAUGUUAUCAAAGAUAUAAUCCCUAUUAAAAUAAAUAACGUCAACUUGCUACCUGGGUCAGGUUCUGUUGUUUGUAUAUCUUUUCGAUGCAAAAAUACAUUUUUUAAUGAAUGUAAUGUAUAAUAUCGAGCAAUAUAACUAGUUUGAAAUUGAAAUUUUAUGUAAAAAUUCUAAGUGUAAUGGUAAACAUAUAGAAAAAACUGAAAAGUGAAAUAUUUUGCAAUUAUAUCUUGAUCAUGAGUUUAUACACAGCAACAAACAAUAAUACAUAGAUUGAUCACAGGACAAUAAGUUAUUACCAAUAACAAGAUUCUUUCACGCCCACAUCAAUUUAUUAUAUAGCGAUAUUUUUAAAUAUAUUUUUACAAAGCUGGAUAACAUAUAAUCAAUAUAGAAGUAUUAUCGAAAAUAUUGUGGUAUUAGAAUUAUAUUGCAACGUAAUACUAUUUUAUAAUUUUAACUUGUGCCAUUUAUGUCUGUUAUAUAUACAAAUGUUACAAAGUAACGCACAAUCACAUUAUUUAUUCAUAUUACAAAGUUGCUGAGUAUAAAAGAACAGAUUGUAUUUUUAUAUACAAUUGUUAUCAAUAUAAAAAACAUUAUCACUUAUCCUUAGUGAAUAUACACAAAAGAUGCGUUAUUUACAUAUUAAUCUGUGUCACGGGUUGAUUCAAAGGGUCUUUUGUGUGAGAAAAAAGAAAUAAAAAUAUUUUCUAAAGCAUUA